Clarias gariepinus (North African catfish) is the source of this 5181-nucleotide messenger RNA. RefSeq names its product mucin-2-like. The coding region runs from base 1 to 5181 and encodes 1726 amino acids. The transcript is spliced from 18 exons. Gene Ontology annotation, cellular component: extracellular matrix. Lineage: Eukaryota; Metazoa; Chordata; Actinopteri; Siluriformes; Clariidae. The record is from RefSeq and is a predicted model, not a curated record.
AUGUACCUAUAUGGCUGCAAAGAACAUGCCACAGUCUUCUGGCAGUCUUCGAUGUUUGUCAUGGUCCACACAAGUUUUAAAAUGAAGAUGCAAGUGCAAGUUUCUCCUGAAGUUCAAAUCUACUUGUAUCUUCUAAAAAAUGAACCAACCAAAGGUCUUUGUGGAUCAUACAACCACAACACAGAAGAUGACUUCACUGCAAGCAGUGGUAUUGUGGAAAACUUACCUAAGCUUUUUGCUCUAUCUUGGGCGGUGGGGACCUGCACGCCAAAUAUUCCCCCUCUUUGCGUCAACAUGGACAACGAGAAAUAUGCCAUAGAUAAAUGCAGCCAUCUGAAAAACAUGAGUGGCGUGUUUGCCCUGUGCCAUGACUAUGUGCCUGUUGCCUUCUAUUUUGAAACCUGUGUUCAGAGAACCUGCCAGUCAGCUACUGACCUAUGGAAGAGUGCAUGUGUUGGCCUGGGAAACUACGCUAAAGCCUGUGCUAGCCAGGGUGUCUACAUUGGUGACUGGAGAGCAGAAACGGACUGCCCUAAAUCCUGCCCUGAGAAUCUGAUAUUUGAUUAUGCUAUGCAGCCUAUUAACUGCAUCAGUGGAUGUUACUGUCCAGAGGGCCAGUAUGCCGACCAUAAUGGCCACUGUGUGACCAAGGAGAAGUGCACAUGUAAAUUCAGUGAGAGGGUUUAUGCAUCUGGGCAGACUGUGGAGUCAAACUGUAAAUUAUGCACGUGCGAAGGGGGCCAAUGGAGCUGUAAAGGUGAUCCAUGUCCAGGAGUGUGUGAAGUCUUUGGCAAUGGACAAUAUAAGACCUUUGAUUCCAAAAGGUAUCGUUUUAAUGGCCACUGUCAGUACACUCUGGUUGAGGAUGCUCAAAGCUCAAAGCUGUUUUCUAUUAAAGCGGAGAGUGUGCCUUGCUGUGAUGAAGCUCUAACCUGUUCCCGUGCCAUCUCAGUGAAUCUUAAAGAUGAAAACCACAAUGAAGAAGUGACUCUAAUUCUGCGUGAUAUGAAAGUAACGACAAUAUCUAAUGGCAUAAUCUAUGCUCAGCAACUGUACUCUAUCCACACCGUGGGUCUGUAUAUCAUUAUCUCUGCGAAUAGCCUGGGUCUCAAUGUGAUUUGGGACAAGCAAACCAGAGUCAAAAUUGAGUUGCAGACCAGUUGGAUUGGCAACGUGACAGGACUGUGUGGUGACUUUAAUGGAGAAUUAAUAAAUGACUUGAUGACGAGCAGUUCCACUGUAGUGUCCAGUUCACUGGAGUUUGGGAACAGUUGGAAGACAGCCGUGCCUCCCUGUUCAGAUGUGACUAAAGAAUUAUUUCCUUGUGAACACCAUUCAUACUGCUAUGCCUGGGCACAGAAACGCUGCAUGAUCCUACACAGUGACACAUUUAAAGACUGCCACCUAAAGGUUGAUCCAGAACCUUACUACCAAGCCUGUAUUCUGGAGUCAUGCUCAUGUGAUUUUGAGGGCAAGUUCCUGGGAUUCUGCACAGCAGUGGCAGCAUAUGCUGAUUCCUGCGCAACUCAAAAUAUCUGUAUUAAAUGGAGAACCCCAGACCUUUGCCCGGUCUAUUGUGACUUCUACAAUGAAGUAGGCGAGUGCAGCUGGCAUUAUGAAGCAUGUCCUCAUCAAUAUAAGACUUGUGGGAAAAACAUAUUCUCUGGAAGGCUUGAAGGUUGUUACCCACGAUGCCCUGCUGAGAUGCCAUAUUAUAAUGAGGACAUAAAAAAGUGUGUGCAGACUUGCCCUCCAGUUGAUGAAAUCAUAAGUACAACAACUCCAGAACCCACAACUACAACUAUGAAAACCACAACCACAGAAAUCACUACUACAACUCCAGAAACCACAACCACAGAAAUCACUACUACAACUCCAGAAACCACAACUACAGCUAUAGAUACCACAACCACAGUAAUUACUACUACAACUCCAGAAACCACCACUACAACUCCAGAAACCACAACCACAGAAAUCACUACUACAACUCCAGAAACCACAACCACAGAAAUCACCACUACAACUCCAGAAACCACAACUACAGCUAUAGAUACCACAACCACAGAAAUCACUACUACAACUUCAGGAACCACAACCACAGAAAUCACUACUACAACUCCAGAAACCACAACUACAGCUAUAGAUACCACAACCACAGAAAUCACUACUACAACUUCAGACACCACAACUACAGCUAUAGAUACCACAACCACAGAAAUCACUACUACAACUCCAGAAACCACAACUACAACUCCGGAAACCACAACCACAGAAAUCACUACUACAACUCCAGAAACCACAACCACAGAAAUCACUACUACAACUCCAGAAACCACAACUACAGCUAUAGAUACCACAACCACAGAAAUCACUACUACAACUUCAGAAACCACAACUACAACUAUGGAAACCACAACCACGGAAAUCACUACUACAACUCCAGAAACCACAACUACAACUCCGGAAACCACAACCACAGAAAUCACUACCACAACUACAGCUAUAGAUACCACAACCACAGAAAUCACUACUACAACUCCAGGAACCACAACCACAGAAAUCACUACUACAACUCCAGAAACCACAACUACAACUAUGGAAACCACAACCACGGAAAUCACUACUACAACUCCAAAAACCACAACUACAACUCCGGAAACCACAACCACAGAAAUCACUACCACAACUACAGCUAUAGAUACCACAACCACAGAAAUCACUACUACAACUCCAGGAACCACAACCACAGAAAUCACUACUACAACUCCAGAAACCACAACUACAGCUAUAGAUACCACAACCACAGAAAUCACUACUACAACUUCAGAAACCACAACUACAACUAUGGAAACCACAACCACGGAAAUCACUACUACAACUCCAGAAACCACAACUACAACUCCGGAAACCACAACCACAGAAAUCACUACUACAACUCCAGAAACCACAACCACAGAAAUCACUACUACAACUCCAGAAACCACAACUACAGCUAUAGAUACCACAACCACAGAAAUCACUACUACAACUCCAGAAACCACAACCACAGAAAUCACUACUACAACUCCAGAAACCACAACUACAGCUAUAGAUACCACAACCACAGAAAUCACUACUACAACUCCAGGAACCACAACCACAGAAAUCACUACUACAACUCCAGAAACCACAACUACAACUAUGGAAACCACAACCACGGAAAUCACUACUACAACUCCAGAAACCACAACUACAACUCCGGAAACCACAACCACAGAAAUCACUACCACAACUACAGCUAUAGAUACCACAACCACAGAAAUCACUACUACAACUCCAGGAACCACAACCACAGAAAUCACUACUACAACUCCAGAAACCACAACUACAGCUAUAGAUACCACAACCACAGAAAUCACUACUACAACUUCAGAAACCACAACUACAACUAUGGAAACCACAACCACGGAAAUCACUACUACAACUCCAGAAACCACAACUACAACUCCGGAAACCACAACCACAGAAAUCACUACUACAACUCCAGAAACCACAACCACAGAAAUCACUACUACAACUCCAGAAACCACAACUACAGCUAUAGAUACCACAACCACAGAAAUCACUACUACAACUCUAGAAACCACAACUACAACUCCGGGAACCACAACCACAGAAAUCACUACUACAACUCCAGAAACCACAACCACAGAAAUCACUACUACAACUCCAGAAACCACAACUACAGCUAUAGAUACCACAACCACAGAAAUCACUACUACAACUCCAGAAACCACAACUACAACUCUGGAAACCACAACCACAGAAAUCACUACUACAACUCCAGAAACCACAACCACAGAAAUCACUACUACAACUCCAGAAACCACAACCACAGAAAUCACUACUACAACUCCAGAAACCACAACUACAACUCUGGAAACCACAACCACAGAAAUCACUACUACAACUCCAGAGACCACAACCACAGAAAUCACUACUACAACUCCAGAAACCACAACCACAGAAAUCACUACUACAACUCCAGAAACCACAACUACAGCUAUAGAUACCACAACCACAGAAAUCACUACUACAACUCCAGAAACCACAACUACAACUCCGGAAACCACAACCACAGAAAUCACUACUACAACUCCAGAAACCACAACCACAAAAAUCACUACUACAACUCCAGAAACCACAACUACAGCUAUAGAUACCACAACCACAGAAAUCACUCCUACAACUCCAGAAACCACAACUACAACUAUGGAAACCACAACCACAGAAAUCACUACUACAACUUCAGAAACCACAACCACAGAAGUCACUACUACAACUCCAGGAACCACAACUACUGAAAUCACUACUACAACCAUAACUAAAACUCCUAAAACCACAACACCCAUAACUACCAAUUUUUCCAUAAUAACUGGGCCAACCCCCAGUCCACAUCCUCAAGUGGUUAACACAACAGUGGCAACUAAAGCUUCAAGUCAACCAGUGUGCCCCAGGAACACUCACAAGCUAAUAAAAGACAAAGAAGGCUGUUGUGACAUCUGGGCGUGUGACUGUCAGUGUGAUGUCUAUGGAGACCCACAUUAUACUACCUUCGAAGGAACUGAAUUUAAUUUCCUAGAAAACUGUACAUAUACCCUAGUGGAAGAAAAUACUUCACGUCACAAUUUUAAAAUCAGUGUUGACAAUUAUUACUGUGAACCAUUUGCAUCUUGUGUCAAGGGCAUCAUUCUAAAGUACAAAAACAACACAGCCACCCUUCAAGUUAUUCAAGGUUCCACAGUAACAGUUACUUUGAAUCAAGUAACAAUACAGCCACCAUAUCAAGCGGAUGGACUUAGGUUUGAGACUAAAGGUGUAAAGGUUUAUAUUUACAUUGAUGAGAUUCGCUCAUAUAUCUUUCUCAGUAUAUGGAACACACUGAAGAUCAAUCUGGCAAUGGAGCACUUCUUACAUAACACAAAGGGACAGUGUGGCGUUUGUGGGGGUGGCUCAUGUUUGCGUAAGAAUGGUAAAAUUGAGAGUGAAAACUGCUGUGAUAAGACUGCAUAUGAGUGGAUAGAGGAUGAUGUAAAGAAACCACACUGUCAGCAAGUACCCAAGGACGUCCCCUGUUCUCCACCACGUCCAAAACCAACACCAUGCCCAGCUCCUCACUGCGAGGUCCUCAAACAUAAGUAA